Molecule: messenger RNA, 3176 nt
Organism: Solenopsis invicta (red fire ant)
Lineage: Eukaryota; Metazoa; Arthropoda; Insecta; Hymenoptera; Formicidae
Product: O-acyltransferase like protein-like
Exons: 3
Coding region: 2656-2937 (93 amino acids)
Source: RefSeq, a predicted model, not a curated record
AGAAUAUCCGCUGGUUGCGAAGGAAAGAAUCGUUACUCCGCAGGACGUAACAACAAUCUCGUUAGUGAUUUCUCGUAAUUUGGCGGUACAAUAUCGCAGGCACGUCGGCAUGCGCGUGCAAAUUGUGAAAAAGGGACGCCAAAAUGUGUUACACCCUUGAUCGCUUCGCGAAGAGAUAUCUUAGGCAUGUGCGUUGCAUGCGCGUCGGGUACAGGUUCAUUAAAUGAGGAAUGCCGAUUGUUAGAAUCAAAAAAUGGCUGUCCUGGAGGUAAGCUCGGACUAUGCGCUUCCGGACGUCUAUUUUUGACCUAGUGCCUGAGUGAAUUAAUCUCGCGCAUCAUCUCAUUCUUUAGCGCCGCGAACAUAUUUCUUACGUCGGAUGCAAGAGUCAAAUUUACUUCUUUAGUGCGUUCAAGUGUUCUGCGUUCUUUUUCCAACUGCAUUCUUUCGCGGUCUAUCGCGGCGGCUUUUGUCUUUCGCUCGUCUCUUAAUUGUUUUUCAUGUUUAUCUUGUGCUAACCGUACUGCAUCUAAUUCCUCCUCGAUGAGGGCCGUUUUGGCCAUGGUUUUCGCGAAGUUGCGGGUUUCCAUUAUUGGAGCGAUCGAUUCCACCGCUGUCACCAGACAAUUUAACAAUUAUGUUACGUCCCGACCGAGCGCGAUGCCGAGUCGGCAAAGAGUGCGCGUUUCGGCGGGGCAGGCUGUUUUCGAAGCACGAGCUUCGAGGACCCCACAGCCCAGGAACGGAUUGCGUGGCCGGAUUUACUGGCAGACGGGCCUGAUUUCUCCGCGAUAGGGGAUCGAGAGGGGAUUUUUAUAUUGUUUUAGAAGGGAUGCCGCGAGAGUGCCAAAAUGGUUGCGUUGGAAUCAUUCCACGGUUUGUUAUGCUUGUUUUAAUGAGGCGUCGUGAUUUAUCUUUUGGUGACGCUUGUUGGGAUGGCGAUGGGGCCCUGAAGCUGUUGCCUUGGUUGCAGACUGCGCCGGUCAGGCGAUGAGUGGCCCCCGUCUCUUUUGGCUGUCCGGUUGUUCUCAGGUCUCGGUGGUAGUGCCUCGGAUUGUUCACUACUUUCGCGGUGUUGCAUACAUGGAAGCGAGGGAGGUUAAGCGUGGAAAUUGAGCAAAAGCGUUUGUAUGUAAACUACUCUUUUAUUACUACAAGCAUAAAGAGUAAGAAGCGGGUUACAAAGAUACAAUUUAAAACUACAACUACAUUAAAAUUAAGCUUACAGUGAAUUUUGAACUAGGAUUAAAAUUAAAGUAGAUCUCAAAUUAGGAUUGGAAUUAAAAUUAGAGUGGAUCUUGAAAUAGGAUUGGUUAAUGUUGGAUUUGGAUUUGAUCUUGAACUUGAUCUUGGAAAUAGAAAGACUCGCUUGAACUGGUCAGCGCGUACUAGUAGCUUGAGGGGAACUCGGUCACUGCAAUUGCGACACGGGACCGUCCCGGCUACACUAGCCCUGAUCUCAACUGUCGAGUUCGAACUGUCCAGAGUCGCGGGCUGCAUCCCUAUUUAUAUGAUUUUUAGACAAAGCUCUGAGAAAAGCGUGGCAAGUCAAUACUCCUAGUGGGGGUUGCUGCUGAUGCAACCACCGUUCGGAUUUUCUUAAAUGAGGAAACUCAAAUUUAUGGAUCUCAAGUGUCGUGCGAGCAAACUUUUCCGCCGCGACCAUCCGGCACUGAAAAAUGUCAAAAAAAUGUCAGUUCACGAUUUUAUGACUUUAACAAUCGCACGACAGAUUUCUCUGUCGCGGUAGCUUUCAAGUGCCGUGUGGCGGACUUCUCCGCCGCAACCAUCCGGCGCUGGAAAAUGUUGGAUUGAGAUUUUAUCACUUUUCGAGUGUCGUGGGCGCAGCUUUUCUCUAGCGACCCUCCGUUACUGGAAAAUGUUAAUUACGAUUUUACGACUUACUGGCCGUGCAUGCAGAUCACUCUGCCGCGACUAUCCGGCGCUGGAAAAUGUUAAGAACAGGAUGCGACCUGACAGUUGAAUUUGUUAGUGAAUGCCGACUUGCCAGUCUGCUUAAUAUCGAUGUCGAAAAAUUAUACCCGCAGCGUUGCGGACGUGACACAUAAUAGCGGUUCUUCAGGGCUUAAAAGUUUUAAAUAUGAGUAUUAUAAUUGCAUUUCACUGCAUAUAUUUUGGAAUAAAUUCUUUUGGUGAGUACAUUUUGGACUUUUCUACAGAAUGAAUAAUUUUUUGUUUCUUGUUUUUCAUUUCAUAUAAUAAAAAUUGCUUUUUAUUUGCAGGGAAUAAAGUAUGGAUAUGGAAAAAUAUGGCAAAUUUUUAUAAUUUACUUAAUCCAAUGAUUGGAUUUGUAUCAGUCGAUAUUUAUUUCUUUUCAAGUGAGUUUUUGGUAGCUCAUUAGUAUUUGAGGGAUAAAGUAAACAAAAUUCCGAUUAAGCCAAUUCGAUAUAGAGAAAAAUUAAAUAAACUUUUUAUCAAUAUAGUAAAAAGAUUUCUUCGGUAUGUUUUUUGAUUUGCAAACAUAAUAAACAAUAAUAAACAUAAUAAAAUUACUAAUUUAAUGAAUGAAAUAAACAUAUUUGCAUGAUGUAUAAAAUUUGAAAAUUAAUUUUUAAUUUUAAUAUUUGAAUAAAUAAUUGCUUUUUUUCACAUUAAUAAUUAAAAUUUUUGUUAAGGUUAACACCAGUUUACAUAAUGGUAUUAGAAAUAUUGCAGUUAAGCUCAGUUUGGUUUGACAAAACAUCGCAAUUUUACAUAUCCGAGAGAUUUCACGAAACUUGCGCAAAAUAUUGGUGGAGAAAUCUUCUGUUCAUAAAUAAUUUCUUCGAUGUCGAUGCAAUGUGCAUGAAUUGGAGCUGGUAUUUAGCCGUUGAUACGCAAUGUUAUGUAAUUGUUUUAAUGAUAUUAAUUUUAUCAACUAGAUAUCAUGAACUGUAUAGACUUUCAAAUGUUUUAUACCGCCAUGGACAAGAAUAAAUUCAUUUAUUAUUGGUACAGUUACAAGUUAUAUUUUAAUUAAAUUAAAUAAUAAAUUAUUCUGGAAAAAGGUUAAGUAUUAUUCUUGUGUAACAGAGAAGAAGAGGGUAUUACGGCUACUGUGGACAUAAUGGCUAUCCCCAUUAUCUCCAUUAUUAGGUGACGAAUUCUAAUAAUUGUUUAUGAAAUUAUUCAAUUAGUAGCCCGCCGUUUUUUAAUAGCGUUAAUAUGCCAAUACA